UGGAUAUUAGUUAUUGGAGGUCCUUAAGCUGGAAGGUGUUGGACAUUGUCCUGAAGAUGCAAUAAUGCCUAGAGACAUGUUUCUCUUGCAACUAUGGAGCGGAAUGGAUGAGAAUGCUGUUGGCACCUGUGCUGAACUUAUAUUUGCUCCUAUCGAUGCCUCUUUUGCUGAUGAUGCACCUCUUUUGCCUUCUGGUUUUCGCAUCAUUCCUCUCGAUUCUGGCAAGGAAGCUUCCAGUCCAAAUCGUACCCUUGACCUUGCUUCUGCUCUCGAGAUUGGACCGGCUGGAAAUAAAGCAUCUAAUGAUUAUACUUCUAAUGGUGGCAGUACAAGAUCUGUGAUGACAAUAGCAUUUGAAUUUGCAUUUGAAGGCAAAGAAGAAAAUGGUUGAAUUAGUACAUAAAAUCAUCGAAGCGAAAAGGAAGAACAGAGGCAGAUCAGAAGUUGCAAAAGAUGUAGCUGAUGUUUUGCUGAAUGAUGCAAGUGAAGAGCUAAAUGAUUAUCUAAUUUUAGAUGUUUUUAAUAUUAUAAGCCAUAUUAGUGUGCUUUUUAUUCCUUUUUAAUUUUUUUGGGCAAAUUACACUUCUUGACCAUUUUGAUUUUAAUUGAUGUAUUUAAAGUCUAAAUUGUUGCUAUUCUUAGGUAUGCAAUGUAUUGUUUUUUAUUUUUAA
Molecule: messenger RNA, 671 nt
Organism: Camellia sinensis
Lineage: Eukaryota; Viridiplantae; Streptophyta; Magnoliopsida; Ericales; Theaceae
Product: homeobox-leucine zipper protein ATHB-15
Molecular function (GO): DNA-binding transcription factor activity
Source: RefSeq, a predicted model, not a curated record